Molecule: messenger RNA, 864 nt
Organism: Paramacrobiotus metropolitanus
Lineage: Eukaryota; Metazoa; Tardigrada; Eutardigrada; Parachela; Macrobiotidae
Exons: 3
Coding region: 112-864 (250 amino acids)
Biological process (GO): DNA replication
Molecular function (GO): nucleotide binding; DNA-directed DNA polymerase activity; DNA binding
Source: RefSeq, a predicted model, not a curated record
UUGGAUGUUGUAUCCGAAUAUCCAUAUGUCAAUAAAAACAAGCGCUAUCCGGUUGGCAAGCAUAAAAGAAUUACUAAUAAUUUUAAAACCUUGGAUAACUAUUUUGGAAUUAUGCAUUGCAAAAUAUUACCGCCUCGCAACCUGAUGAUACCGAUAUUACCGGCGCAUUUCGAUAAAUUGAUUUUCACGUUAUGCCGUACUUGCGCUGAAGAAAAGAAUCAGCAAGUUUGCACGCACGAGGAUCCAGAGCAAAGAGCUCUGACGGGGACUUGGUGCACGCUAGAACUACAAGAAGCCGUGAAAAAUGGUUAUGAACUAAUGGAAAUUCACGAAGUAUGGCACUAUCCCGACAGCAGAGAGCGGUUUUUUGCUGAUUAUAUUGAUCUGUUCCUGGCGCUUAAAGUGCAAGCUUCUGGCUGGCCGGCUGAUAUUAAAACUCCAGAACAGCAAGAUGCGUUUCUGGUCCACUUUUUCCAAACGGAAGGCAUCCGGUUGGACGGUUCCAAAAUAAGCUGGAAUCCGGGACUGCGGCAGCUCGCUAAGUUGUGCCUGAAUAGCUUUUGGGGCCGGCUGGGAAUGAGAAAUAACCUUCUUAGCACAGUUUUCGUGAACACUGUGAAGGAUUUUCUGCACUACUUAACGUCUUCAGAAUUCGAAAUCCAUGAUUAUGACGUAUUUUCGGAUGACGUUGUACAAAUAAUGUACACGAGGAAGGAUGCUAUGGUUCCGACUAACCCGAAAACGAACGUGGUUCUAGCAGCGUUUACAACGGCACACGCGAGAUUACAUUUAUUGAAAUUCAUGCAAAGAGCGGGCGAGCGAUUACUAUACUUUGAUACGGUAAGAGGUGAAGCAUUAGCCUAA